Pseudomyrmex gracilis is the source of this 1246-nucleotide messenger RNA. RefSeq lists its product as uncharacterized. NCBI's taxonomy places the organism in Eukaryota, Metazoa, Arthropoda, Insecta, Hymenoptera, Formicidae. Gene Ontology annotation, biological process: sensory perception of smell; detection of chemical stimulus involved in sensory perception of smell. The transcript is spliced from 8 exons. Gene Ontology annotation, cellular component: plasma membrane. The coding region runs from base 1 to 1122 and encodes 373 amino acids. Gene Ontology annotation, molecular function: odorant binding; olfactory receptor activity. The record is from RefSeq and is a predicted model, not a curated record.
AUGGAGAAUAAGAUAACGUUCGGUAAAAUAAUUACCUUUCUGAAGGUUUUCUUGACAGUCGCUUGUUGCUGGCCGCUUCGUCGAGACGCAACGAAGUUUCAAAAACUUCAACGCAAUGUUUUACAGUGUUUCUGCGUNGCAAACGCGGUAAUACUCAGCAUUGCAUUGACAUGGACACUUAUCAACAAUAUAAAUGACGCGCUUUUGGUGAUGAAAUUGGGGUGUCAAUUAAGCGUCAAUGUACAAAUCGUGCUGCAGUUAUUACUGUUUGCAAAGGAGUACAAACGUUUUCAGUUUGUUGUUUUGGAAAUGGAAGAUUUUUAUCAGCAAGCGCAAGAGUAUGAGAGAGACAUUAUUCAACAUUAUGUCAACAAGUGCAAAGUGAUGUACAGUUUCAUUCUGUAUCUGCUAGCAACGACAGCUAUUAGUAUGGGACUCGGACCGGUGUUCCUGCCGCAACCGUUUCCUUGUGACGCAGAAUAUCCGUUUGACGUGCAACAUCAACCGCUAAAAGCUAUAAUCUACGCACAUCAUCUGUUGGCUAUUUAUCAAAGUAUGACGCAAGUAGCGGCUAAUACCUUACCCGCUCUCUUACUUUGGUUCGUAGCCAUCAGAUUCGAUAUCUUGUCCAAUCGAUUUCGUUCGAUAACGAAUAUACAGGAGCUGAUAAAAUGCACGCACGAACAUUACGUAUUGCUCAACUACGCAAAAGAAGUGAAUCGCGCAAUUGCUUACAUAGCACUUUUAUGCGUGACUUUCAGUACCGGAGCUGUAAUUUUCGGAUAUCUCACUUUCAUGAGUCGUCAACCUUUGUCAGUGAAAUGCUCAUUUAUUCUGAUAGCUUUCUNUGGCUUCGUCGAACUUUAUAUGUACGCCUGGCCAGCUGAUAAUGUGAUGAACAAGAGUAGCGACAUAGCAUCCGCCGCCUACGAUUCGUUAUGGUACGACAAAGACAUGACCACGCAAAAGAUUUUGAUACAAGUUAUAUUGAGAAGUCAGUGUCCGGUUAAUAUAUCAAUUCCAGGCUUUUUACCGAGCUUGUCCAUGAAUUAUUACUCGUCGUAUGUUUCUACUGUUUUUUCAUACAUGGCAUUUAUACGUAUUAUAAUGGGCGAAGAAUAAAAACGAAGACGUACACACUCAAACGUAAAAGCUCCACACAAGCUAUAUUUUGUGAACUAUCUGUUAUAGCGAGAGAGAAAACCAUAUCUUUUCCCAGACAGGAUCGUACGCCGUGUCCAAAGGG